Gymnogyps californianus (California condor) is the source of this 5643-nucleotide messenger RNA. RefSeq names its product phosphatidylinositol transfer protein membrane associated 2 (gene PITPNM2). Gene Ontology annotation, molecular function: phosphatidylinositol binding; phosphatidylinositol transfer activity; phosphatidylcholine intramembrane carrier activity. The record is from RefSeq and is a predicted model, not a curated record. The transcript has 27 exons. Gene Ontology annotation, cellular component: cytoplasm. Bases 274 to 4491 code for a protein of 1405 amino acids. NCBI's taxonomy places the organism in Eukaryota, Metazoa, Chordata, Aves, Accipitriformes, Cathartidae. Gene Ontology annotation, biological process: phospholipid transport.
CGCUGCGGCGGCAGCAGCAGCAGCAGCAGCAACAACAGCAGCAGCGGGAGCCGCGGCCGCUGCGCCGGGAGCAGCCGGAUGUUGACACAUGUGGACCAACAGUGACAUCCUUUUUCAGCAAUGCUGUCUUCACUCCCUCCUGCAUUCAGAAGCAUCUAGAGAGAUUUUUUGCAGAAGGGAUCCUCAAUGCAUUUGCCUGCCGUUAUUUAAGGAGCCUUUACUAAAAGCUUCUGGAUUGUGUUUCUGAGCGGACAAAAGAUUUUUGUAGUCAAAAUGCUCAUAAAGGAAUAUCGUAUUCCUCUUCCGAUGAGCGUGGAAGAAUAUCGAAUUGCGCAGCUGUACAUGAUACAGAAAAAGAGCAGAGAGGAGACAUGUGGGGAAGGCAGCGGAGUAGAGAUCCUGGAGAACAGGCCAUACAUGGAUGGACCGGGAGGCAACGGGCAGUAUACUCACAAAGUAUACCACAUUGGUAUGCACAUACCCAGCUGGUUUCGGUCAAUAUUGCCCAAGGCAGCUCUGCGAGUCGAAGAGGAAUCGUGGAAUGCAUAUCCUUAUACAAGAACAAGGUAUACGUGUCCUUUUGUGGAGAAGUUCUCUAUUGAUAUUGAGACGUACUACAAAACUGAUCCAGGAGAGCAUGUCAACGUGUUCAACCUUUCUCCUGCAGAAAAAAGACAAACCAUUCUAGAUCCUAUUGAUAUUGUUAAAGAUCCUAUCCCUCCACAUGAAUACAAAGCUGAGGAGGAUCCAAAGCUAUAUAAAUCAGUGAAGACUAAAAGAGGCCCCCUCUCAGAAGACUGGAUUCAAGAGUACAAGAACAACCCUGGGAGAUGCCCCAUCAUGUGUGCAUAUAAACUGUGUAAAGUCGAGUUCAGAUACUGGGGGAUGCAGUCGAAAAUCGAGCGGUUUAUCCAUGAUGUUGGCUUGCGGAAGGUCAUGGUCCGUGCCCAUCGGCAGGCUUGGUGCUGGCAGGAUGAAUGGUAUGGGCUCACCAUUGAGGAUAUCCGGCAGCUGGAGAAGGAGGCACAGUUGAUGCUGGCUCAGAAGAUGGCCCAGUUCUGCAGUGAAAAUGAUACUGAGCAGCACGGUGUCAAAGACACUCCUGGUGAGAAGGAUGUUGAAGCCAACACAGUUUCACCUGUUGACACAGAGGAUGCCGCUGGUAACAAUGAAACAGCCUCUGGGAGAUCGCUCACCAAGCAGUGGUCCACCUCUUCCAAGUCCUCACGAUCUUCAAAGAGAGGAGCAAGUCCCUCACGCCAUAGUAUCUCCGAGUGGAGGAUGCAGAGCAUUGCCAGAGAUUCAGAUGACAGCUCAGAUGAUGAAUUCUUUGAUGCACAUGAGGACUUGUCUGACAAUGAGGAAAUGUUCCCGAAAGAAAUAACCAAAUGGAGCUCCAAUGAUCUGAUGGAUAAAAUUGAAACCCCCGAAUGCGAUGAUGUCCAGGGUGACUUGUAUCACGAGCCAUCAGCAGAGUACCACGUUGGCUCCAGCGUGGAGAGGCUCAGCAUCAUUGAAGAUGAAUCAGUGCAGCCAUUAAUGCAGCCGAGUAAAAUCCAUGUCCUCCUCUUGGUACUCCAUGGAGGGAACAUCCUGGACUCAGGAAGUGGUGACCAGAGCUCUAAGCAAGGGGAUGUCAACACCAUCACGACGGUGUUUGACACAGUGAUGAGGGUACAUUACCCAGCUGCUCUUGGACACAUUGCCAUCAGGCUAGUCCCUUGCCCAGCCAUCUGCUCUGAAGCUUUUUCGCUGGUGUCCAGCCUCAGCCCAUACAGUUAUGACGAAGGCUGCCUGUCCAACAGCCAGGAUCACAUUCCCCUUGCUGCACUCCCUCUGCUAGCAACAUCCUCCCCGCAGUACCAAGAAGCAGUAGCCACAGUCAUCGUCAGAGCUAACCAGGCCUACAGCGAGUUCAUCAGAUCCCAAGAGGGCAUGUCAUUCAACGGCCAGGUCUGCUUGGUAGGGGACUGUGUUGGAGGAAUUCUGGGAUUUGAUGCCUUAUGCUACAGCAAUCAGACUGUGUCCGAGAGCCAGAACAGCAGUCGACGAGGAAGCGUUGUGAGUGUCCAGGAUACUGACCUCCUGUCUCCUGGAAUAACGGUGAACAACAGCUAUUGUUCCACUGGCUCUAAUCUGGAAGCCAGCAGACACCUCAGCAGGAGCAACAUUGAUAUUCCCCGUAGCAACGGAGAAGAUCCAAAGAAGCAGCUGCCACGAAAAAGGAGUGAUUCAUCAACCUAUGAGCUGGACACGAUAAAGCAGCAUCAAGCCUUUCUUUCAAGUUUACAUUCUAGUGUUCUGAGAAAUGACCCAGGAUCCAGGCGAUCUAGUAGCUCUACUAUGUUGGAUGGAGGAAAUAUUGGAAAGUUUGAAUUUGAGAUCACUGACUUCUUCCUCUUUGGUUCUCCCUUGGGUCUGGUUCUUGCUCUGCGAAAAACUGUCAUUCCAGCUCUUGACAUCUUUCAGCUCAGACCAGCUUGUCAGCAGGUCUAUAACCUGUUCCACCCUGCAGACCCAUCUGCUUCACGCCUCGAGCCUCUUUUGGAGAGGAAGUUCUACCUUUUGCCCCCCUUUAAUAUUCCCCGUUACCAGAGGUUCCCGCUGGGUGAUGGCAAUUCUGCUGUUCUGGUUGAGACAAUCCAGAACAAUCCCAUCCUCCUCAUGGAAAGUAGCCCUCUGGGUGCUCUCCAGCACCAGGACAGCUUCAUGGAAACAAGUAUCCCCGUUCCCGUACUGAAUUGGCAAGAUGUUUCCAAUAAAAGUGCUGGUUUUGCUGAGUCAGAUGUUGUUCAGUCUCAUGGUGCCGUCUUCAUGGAAAGCGCGUCCCUGUCCACCCCCAUUUCAGCCCCUCAGUUCAGGGGCUUCCGGAGAGCCAGUGAGAUCAGCAUUGCCAGCCAGGUCUCAGGAAUGGCAGACAGUUACACUGCUUCCAACAUAGCCAACAAAACCAAACACCACCUUAAUCAUUGUAGAGGGUUUAGCCUUCUGUCCCAACUUGCCCUCCCUCACAAAUCCCCUACCCAAACCUCAUCCAAGAGACGUAGGCAGCAUAAACUUGAAAUCCCUUCAAAGGGAAGAAAGCUCAAAGGGCUGUGGAGUCAGGCUGCAGACUGUGCUCUUCGGAUACCCGACCUGGACAUCAAGACAGUUGCUGCUAAAUGGUGGGGAACCAAAAGGAUUGACUACGCUCUCUACUGUCCUGAUGCUCUGACGGCUUUCCCAACGGUCGCUUUGCCGCACCUCUUCCAUGCAAGCUACUGGGAGUCCACAGACGUCGUCUCCUUCCUGCUGAGACAGGUGAUGAGGCACGAGAACUCGAGCGUUCUGGAGCUGGAUGGGAAGGAGGUGUCUGUCUUCACCCCCUCCAAGCCCCGCGAGAAGUGGCUCCGCAAGAGGACACACGUGAAGCUCCGGAAUGUCACAGCCAACCACAGGAUAAACGACACCAUCGCUAAUGAAGAUGGGCCCCAGACCUUAACUGGAAGGUUUAUGUACGGUCCAUUAGAUAUGGUCACGCUCACAGGAGAGAAGGUGGACAUUCACAUCAUGACCCAGCCGCCGUCGGGAGAGUGGGUUUACUUUGACACAGAGAUCAGCAACAGCAGUGGCAGGAUUUCUUAUGUCAUCCCUGAGAACCGGCGCCUGGGCAUUGGCGUGUACCCUGUCAAGAUGGUGGUCAGAGGCGACCACACGUAUGCAGACAGCUACAUCACGGUCCUGCCGAAGGGGACGGAGUUUGUGGUGUUCAGCAUCGACGGCUCCUUUGCAGCUAGCGUAUCCAUCAUGGGCAGCGACCCCAAAGUCCGCGCCGGAGCGGUCGACGUUGUAAGGCACUGGCAAGACCUCGGCUACCUCAUUAUCUAUGUCACGGGCCGCCCCGACAUGCAGAAGCAGAGGGUGGUAGCAUGGUUAGCACAGCACAACUUCCCCCAUGGGAUCGUCUCCUUCUGCGAUGGGCUCGUUCACGACCCGCUGCGGCACAAGGCCAACUUCCUGAAAUCCCUCAUCACAGACCUCCACAUGAGGAUCCAUGCGGCAUAUGGAUCUACUAAGGACAUCUCUGUGUACAGCUCCAUCAGCCUCCCGCCCACGCACAUCUACAUCGUUGGCCGACCCACCAAGAAGCUGCAGAGCCAGUGUCAGUUCAUCACGGAGGGGUACGCAGCCCACCUGGCCCAGCUGGAGUACAACCACCGCUCGCGCCCCGCCAAGAACACCACGCGCAUGGCGCUGCGGAAAGGCAGCUUCGGGCUGCCCAGCCAGACCGAGUUCCUGCGCAAGAGGAAUCACUUGCUGCGGACCAUCUCCUCCCAGCCUUCGGCCACCAGCGGCAGCGCCGGCCACCGCCCCGAGCGCACCCAGAGCCAGUCCGACAGCGACAAGGAGAGGGACAGGGAACGCAGCCAAAGAAGCAUGAGCAUCGCCACGGGGUGCUGGGGCCGGAGCGCAGCAUCCCGGCUGGAGUCUGGCCUCUUGGGGCAGAAGUAGGCAGGCCAGAGCCAGCGACUGUCGGCUGCAGCCACCGGAGGAGAAAACAAAAGGGAAGAGGGACGAGGCCGGCGUUACAGGCUGGAAGGGUAAAUAUGGUGCUACUCUAAUAACAUCAUGGUAUUCUGGGAAGAGACGGGAUGUUUCCCACGCAGAACGUGCAGGCCUUGCAGCGGGAGCGUCAGGUUUGUGCAGCAUGAGCCCAAGGAACAGCUGGAAAUUGGGGGGAAAAAGUCUCCAGGUCAAGAUCGCGCUCUCUCCUGCCUCCUCUUAUCCAGGUUUAGUGACUGUAAAUACGUGCCUCCUCGCCUUGUUAGCCAUCGCUCCGAUACGCGUGACCGAGUGCUGUCCUCAGAGCCACAGGAACAGGGGAUGAGGCUGGGGGAACUUGUUCUUGGUUGUCCCAGGAGUCAGACGGAGGUGCUCUGCCGGUGCCGACACGGGGCGGGUUUGGGGCUCGAUGAGCGUGCUGUUUCCCCGGCACAGACAGCCCCAAGCGAGGGAUUUGUGGUGGGCUGUGCCAGGCAGAGCAACCGAGAGCUUUACCUGUACAAAGAGCUUCAAGUUCAGCCACUUUCUCAAGGAGUACGUGCAGUGGCAAAGCAUAAAGAUGUAUCGAUGCUGUUGGUAGAGGCAGAAUGUCGGCAGAUUCACGCCCAAGAAAGUGGGGUCGUUAUUGUUAUUACUGUUAUUUUUUUAAAGAGACCUUUUAGAAGCCGAUGGAAUUUAAUGGGUUGACCUAUUAAAAGAGGAAUACAAGCUAUUUUGUUUGAGCUGUUACAAACCUCAGACACUUAAUUUGCUGUUAAAGUCUCCAAAUAUUCUUGCUAUAUAUUAUUUCCAAAAGUAACCACCGUAUAUUUGGAAGCAGCUGAAGGCACUCAGCAGCUAGAUUGCAUUGCAGUUCUUCUCAUCCAAGUGCAGGGUCUGACUCUCUCAACACCCACCUCCGAGACGUUUUCUUCUUCCCAGGUUCUCUCCAAGUUCAGUAGCAGCUUUCAUGGGAACUAGACUCGCUUCUUUUACCUGUAGUUACUGAACUGUAAAACCUCAUUGUUUUUUGCACUGAUGAUUUUUAGAAUGGAAACCUGUUACCAUCUCAUGUAGCUACACCUAACUGUUUGUAGUGCAUGACAAUGAAAUAUUGCUAAG